Molecule: messenger RNA, 958 nt
Organism: Anolis carolinensis (green anole)
Lineage: Eukaryota; Metazoa; Chordata; Lepidosauria; Squamata; Anolidae
Gene: rps2
Product: ribosomal protein S2
Exons: 6
Coding region: 1-897 (298 amino acids)
Biological process (GO): translation
Cellular component (GO): cytosolic small ribosomal subunit; ribosome
Molecular function (GO): RNA binding; structural constituent of ribosome
Source: RefSeq, a predicted model, not a curated record
AUGGCGGACGACGCCGGUGCUGCGGGAGGAGCUGGAGGGGCUGGUGGUGGUGCCGGAGGAGGAGGACCGGCGGCCCGAGGCGGCUUCCGUGGGGGCUUUGGCAGCGGAGGCCGAGGAAGGGGCCGCGGACGGGGCAGGGGCCGGGGAAGAGGCCGUGGGGCCCGCGGAGGCAAGGCCGAGGACAAAGAAUGGAUCCCAGUCACCAAACUUGGCCGCCUGGUCAAAGACAUGAAGAUCAAGUCCCUGGAAGAGAUCUACCUUUUCUCCCUUCCAAUCAAGGAAUCUGAAAUCAUUGACUUUUUCCUGGGCUCUUCUCUGAAAGACGAGGUUCUGAAGAUCAUGCCAGUGCAGAAACAGACGCGUGCCGGUCAACGCACCCGGUUCAAGGCGUUUGUGGCCAUCGGUGACUACAACGGCCACGUGGGUCUCGGCGUCAAAUGCUCCAAAGAGGUGGCCACCGCCAUCCGGGGGGCCAUCAUCUUGGCCAAGCUGUCCAUCGUACCAGUCAGGCGGGGCUACUGGGGCAACAAGAUCGGCAAGCCCCACACCGUGCCUUGCAAGGUCACCGGUCGGUGUGGCUCAGUCCUGGUGCGUCUCAUCCCUGCACCACGUGGCACUGGGAUCGUCUCUGCUCCGGUUCCGAAGAAACUGCUAAUGAUGGCUGGCAUUGACGACUGCUACACCUCGGCCAGGGGCUGCACAGCCACUUUGGGCAACUUUGCCAAGGCCACCUUUGAUGCCAUCUCCAAGACCUACAGCUAUCUGACCCCCGACCUGUGGAAGGAGACCAUUUUCACCAAAUCUCCAUAUCAGGAGUUUACAGACCACCUGGCAAAGACCCAUGCCACCCGAGUCUCUGUGCAGAGAACCCAGGCAGCCGCUGUGGCCACUACUUAAGAGGAAACUCUUUUAAGACUAACAUGUUCAAUAAAGUAUCAGAACCAAGAGAUUUCUAAAA